Messenger RNA from Fraxinus pennsylvanica, 1839 nucleotides. The record is from the annotation of a GenBank genome assembly. NCBI's taxonomy places the organism in Eukaryota, Viridiplantae, Streptophyta, Magnoliopsida, Lamiales, Oleaceae.
AUGAGUAUGGCUCCUACUGUAAAAGUGGUUCUUGGGUCAAUUGCCUUUGCUAUAUUCUGGGUUUUGGCAGUUUUCCCGGCUGUCCCAUUCAUGCCCAUUGGGAGGAUUGCUGGGUCUCUCCUUGGGGCUAUGCUUAUGGUCAUUUUUCGAGUCAUAACACCAGAUCAAGCAUAUGCGGCUAUUGACCUUCCAAUCCUUGGUCUUCUUUUUGGGACAAUGGUAGUCAGUGUCUAUCUUGAAAGAGCUGAUAUGUUUGUGUACUUGGGUAAAUUGCUCUCCUGGAAAAGCAAGGGAGCAAAGGACUUACUUUGUCGAAUCUGCUUCAUUUCUGCCAUUUCCAGUGCCUUUUUCACUAAUGACACUUCCUGUGUUGUUUUGACUGAAUUUAUACUCAAAAUUGCUCGGCAGCAGAAUCUCCCUCCUCACCCGUUCCUAUUAGCCCUUGCCUCGAGUGCAAAUAUCGGGUCAUCGGCAACCCCUAUUGGCAAUCCUCAAAACUUAGUUAUAGCUGUUCUGAGUAAGAUUUCUUUUGGGAAAUUUUUGUUUGGUAUUUUCCCAGCAAUGCUUGUAGGAGUAUUUGUCAAUUCUUUGAUCCUGCUCUGUAUGUAUUGGAAGUUGUUAUCUGUUCAUAAGGAUGAAGAAGAUGCCACUAUGGAAGUGGUUGCUGAAGAAGACAUAACCUCACAUCGUUUUUCUCCAGCAACGUUGUCUCACCUCACAUCUUCAAAUUCUGGAGAAUGGAAUUCCGGACUGGAAUCUAUGAAUGUUUACAGCUCUCCUAAUCCCAAUGGCUCUACAAAUCAUAGUGAGACUCUUAGAAACCGAGGAAAUUCGAUUGAUAGUGAUAGUAUUCAUGGCUCUCGUAAUGAAAAUAGUUAUACAAAUCAUGUUGAGACACUCGGGAAUGGUGAGAAUCCAAUUAUAAGUGAAAUCCAGAAGGUCCCUAGUUUGCAAUCUGAAUCCGUUGGGCAUUCAAAGUCUUGGAAAGAAAUGGCAAAUGAUGGAUUUAUGUCUUCAAAAUGUAUUCCAUCUUUGAAGAGUAGUGAAUAUGGAAGCUCAGAAUUGCCGGAAAAGUGGAAAAGAAUUUUGUGGAAGGCGUGCGUUUAUCUUGUUACCAUAGGAAUGCUAGUUGCUUUGCUGCUUGGUCUGAAUAUGUCGUGGACUGCAAUUACAGCUGCACUUGCCCUAGUUGUUCUCGAUUUUAAAGAUGCCCGACCGUGUAUAGAAAAGGUAUCCUAUUCGCUCUUGAUAUUCUUCUGCGGUAUGUUUAUUACAGUCGAUGGCUUCAACAGAACUGGAGUUCCUAGCACUCUGUGGGAUUUCAUGGAGCCUUAUACAAAGAUAGAUCAUAUUGGAGGAAUGGCUGUUUUAGCUGCUGUCUUAAUCGUGCUCUCAAAUUUGGCAUCAAAUGUUCCUACAGUUCUACUGCUUGGAGCACGAGUGGCAGCUUCUGCAGCUGCAAUAUCUCCUGCUAGUGAGAAGAAAGCAUGGCUCAUCUUAGCUUGGGUGAGCACAGUUGCAGGGAAUCUCUCUCUCUUGGGAUCGGCUGCCAACUUAAUAGUGUGUGAACAGGCUCGUCGGGCUCACUAUGGCUACAAUUUAUCAUUCUGGAAUCACCUCAAAUUUGGAGUUCCCUCCACUAUUAUUGUAACAGCUAUUGUGUAUGUUCAAUACAGGGUACUAUAUGGGAUUAUGAUUGUUUCAAUGAGUUUUGAGUUGGCGAUUGGAAAAGCUUAUGAGGAUAACUGUUCCAUUGGCCACGGACCGAAUUGGUUUCAAGGGGAACUAGUUGGUUCUUUAUCUACUGUAGGAAUCAAAUUGGACCAGGAUCGGCAUUAA